UUGACCUUGAGGUGGUGAUGAAACUUGAUGAUACUUUGCUUCGUGUUCCUUCUCUUAGGUUGUGAGAGCAAUUCAUUUGUCCUUUUCAGUUUUAUUUAUUUUGUGGUGUUUUAUAAUAAAUAACUUGAAAACAUGAUGCUCUUCUCUGUAAACUAGCCAUAAUCUCACAUUAAUCAAAAGAUCUGCUAAGCCCUAAACAACGUGUAUCUUCCUCUUUAGUUACUGUGUAACAACGCCCAACAUGGUGAUUAAAUGUGGUACUCUGAUAAGGAUGUUAUAUAGCUCCUGCUGUAGAAUGUGUUCAGUUUCAGAUACUGGAUGUUCACAUUAAGAGGCCAAUUAUCAGCCAGAUAAAAUUAAAAGAGACUCUCUUUGUGACUAGUUUUCAUUGUCAGCUGUCAAACCCAAAUGCUUUAACCUAAUCAACACACUAACCCCCUGAAUAUCUUGAAAUUUGCAUGUCGGUAGACCCUGUCACACUGUCGCUCUUCUUGAUAAACUGGCAUUAAUCAAAGACUCUGCUCGCUUCUGAGAUGCUUGCUAAAAUCUGACACGACCCGUUAUUCUGAGUUGUUUUGAUUGUAAUUUGUAAAUGUUAAAGAUAGAAUGUGAAAACUUCCUUUUUGUAGGAAACACGAGGGGUGGGGGGUAAUGUAGCUGCCUCAAACUGUCCCCUCUUUUUAAGUGCACAUACGGCAGGGGGUUAAAUCAAAUGUGUUAUCUGAUGAUUUGUUGGGGAUAGGCUGUAUUUGUAGCAGGAUGGUAGGGAUGUGUAAAAAGUGUGUAUACAAGAAUAAAGAACUGUGGUGCACUCUUGUAUAUAGAAUAUGUUACUGCAGUACUAAAUGACUACAUCCAAAAAAGCAUGUGCUUUGAAGUGACACCUUUCUGUGAAUGGUAGAUGUUACACGUGCUUCCAUUCAAAUACAACAUUACUGCAUGGUGGUGGUCAUCAAACAGCUGAUUUCAGUGGUAUCUGGUUAGGAUUCUUUCUGAUGAACUGAUAACUAUGUGUUCUAUAGCUUUUUGUCCUAGAGGUUGGAGAAGCGGCUUGUGAUCGGAGGGUCACCGGUUCAAUUCCCCCACCGGACGGGCAGGAAAAAUUUGGGUGUGGUGGAGUGAUUAAUGCGAUAAAAUUGUCCCCCCCCUCCAUUAGCCGGCUGAUGUGCCCUUGAGCAAGGCACUUAACCCCCCCAAUAUGCUCCCCGGGUGCUUGAUGCUGCCCACUGCUCCUGUGUGUGUUUCACUGCGUGUAAUUUGCCGGGUGUUGCAUGUGUGUGUUCAACUAAGGAUGGGUCAAGUGCAGAAGACGAAUCCAGUGUGUGUAUGUAAAAAUAUAUAUACUGUCAAUAAAGCUGAUUCUUCUUCUUCUUCUUCUUCUUCUUUCCUUAACAGAUUGGGAAUCAGGGUUUUCCUGUUUAAAACACCAUACUUAGAAAGAAAUUGUUGUAUAACUGAGACUGGAUGUAAACACACUCAUGUUGUCAUUCCCUUCUGCAAAAGAGUCCAUCAUGUGACAUCCAUGUAGCAGGGAAAUGAAAUGUUGUUUGUCACUUGGCCACAUGAAAUAGGGAACAGGGAACUUUUCAUUUCACUGCUAUAUGGAUGAUACACAGCCAGUAAAGAAGACACAAACCUCUCCAAAUCUCUUACAAAUUGUCCAACAGACAUGAAAAAAUAAGUAUCAGCAGAUUUUCUUGAAUUAAAUUCAGAUAAAACGGAUCCUUAGCAAUCUACAGUACAUCCUAAUGUAAUAUUGUGUCAUGGUUGUUUUUAACUUAAUGUCAGACCAAAUGUCAGGAAUCUGGGAGUGUUUUUUGACUCAAAUCUAACUUUUCAAAAAGCACACCAGUAAGGUCAUCCAGACUUGCUAUGGCCAUCUCAGGAAUAUUGUAUGAAUGCGACCAAUGCUCAGUUUUAAUGACUCCCAAACUAUCAUUCAUGCUUUUAUUUAAUCAAGGCUGCAUUACUUUAAUAGUCUUUUAACAAGUAGAAAUCAGAGAUCAGUCAACAGACUCCAAACUUUAAAAAAUGCAAGACAGUGAGACUCCUGACAUGAACCGAAAAAUGAGAACAUGUAACUCCAGUUCUAAUGUCCUUACACUGGCAGUCCAUUUGUUUCAUGAUUGAUUUUAAGAUUUUACUACAUGGGCCACACUGCACUUUAUUCUUGAUGCUGCACUUGCGUCUCGCACAUUCACCCACUGAUUUAAUAUGUUAUUCUGGUGUUUUACUUAUGGCUUUAUGGUCCUCUGUUCUGUUAAGUUUCAUUUCCUCAUGACUUACUCCUGAUCAGUUCAUACAUUUUGUGUAUUUUAUUUUAUGCUUAUUUUUCUGUUGCAAAGUACUUUGUCAUGUUGGUUUUGAUAAGUGCUAUCCAAAUAAACCAUGUUAUUAUUAUUAUAAAUCCUGCUUUGUAUGCCUUAAAGUGAUUGGAGAGAACGUACGCUUUUAUACAAUCGGGUACGCAUCCUUAACAAGAGGAAAAUAUGUUGUGUGGUCUGCUAUUAUUUUUACCACCAGAGGUCGCUGUACACCACAGGAUGUGGCGCUGAACGUUUGGGAAACGAAAGAGAGAGUGAUGAAGAAGGAUGUAGGAAUUCACCUUCGGUUGAGGUGAACCUCAGGUGUGAGAUGUGAUCACCUCCCGCCAUCUUUGCUCUGGUUUGAAAACUAUUUUCUGUAAAACAAAACUGUCACCAGGCCUGUUGUGGAUGGCUUAUUGCAAAUGUGUUCUGGAAACUAACAACAUAUUAUAGGAGUUUUUAAAAAAAAUGCUCCUAAAUGAGUUGGCCAGGUUGGCUUAAGAGCUGGUGGUGAAGAAGGUGGGGCAGACCUCUUCAAGACAAACCAAACUUAAGGGGUUGAAGGCAGGUUGACUGACUGCCACAUGGAUUGUGUUUGAGUCAAACCAGUCCUCAUUAUUUCAGUCCCCAUCUGUUUCCUGGCUGAGAACAUCCACGACUUAAGUUUCACUCUGAUGUCUGUCGUCAAAGGAAGCGCCGCCUCUCAAUUACUGGACUGGACUCUUGCCUUCAGUGUGAUGGAGUUGCUCGGCUUGUAAUGCGGGCAGCAUCGCAUUUUUGUAUCUUGAGAAACCUCUGCGGUGGCGUAGGUUUUUAGGGAUUGUGCUACGGCUGGUUGUGGAACCUGUCUUAUCGGCAAAACUCAGGACCACUGCCACGACCGUCACCAUCUCCAUUUGGUGUGCACAUAGGCUACUAUCAGGUCUGUCAAAACAAGAUCUGGACUACUCACCAAGCGCCCACUUUGACCCUCCAGUAUGUUCAGAGUUUCAGUGACCAGAAGGUUCCAAGCAGGAACUUUCUUGUUGCUGUUGGGGACUCCUCUCUUCCUCGUUUACCUUUAUAAAGACAAUGAAAAGAUAUACAGAAUCCAGUAUGAGGGAGAAAGUAACAGUGAAAUGAAGCCACCCACCAAAAACAACUCCUACGUAUACUCCUGGCCAACAUGUCAACAAAAUACAUCUGUUGCCAACAUCACAAGCUUCAGCUCUCUUCCUGGUAGUAUAAAAGAUUUUCUCUACUAUCAACACUGUCGCCAUUUCCCCAUGUUAUUGGACCUUCCUGAUAAAUGUGGAGGAGCUGAUAAAUCAGCAGACGUCUUCCUGCUGUUGGUCAUUAAAAGCUCUCCUGUGAACUAUGAUCGCAGAGAGGUGCUGCGCAGAACCUGGGCUAAAGAGAGGCUACACAGAGGUGUGUGGAUCAGGAGGAUCUUCAUAUCAGGAACAAAUGAUUCUGGAUUUGAGAAACAGAGACUGAACAAACUACUGGAGUUGGAGCAACGUGACUACAACGAUAUCCUCCAAUGGGACUUUAGUGACACACUCUUCAACCUCACCUUGAAGCAGAUUCUCUUCCUGGAAUGGAUGGAAAGAAACUGUCCGAACGCUCGUUUCCUGCUGAAUGGAGAUGAUGACGUCUUCGCCAACACAGACAACAUGGUGGAGUAUCUCCAGAGCCUCAAGGAUAAUGAUGGAAGCAAGCAUCUCUUUUCUGGCCAUCUGAUCAGAAAUGCAGGUCCUAUGAGGUGGUCGGCGAGCAAAUAUUUCAUCCCAGUUGAAGUGUACAAACCAAACUCAUAUCCCCCUUACUGUGGUGGAGGGGGCUUCCUCUUGUCUGGCUAUACAGCUUCAGUCAUAUACAAUAUGUCCCAGUCCAUCACCAUCCUUCCCAUUGAUGAUGUUUACAUGGGGAUGUGUCUGGCCAAAGCAGGACUUAGUCCUGUUUCUCAUAUGGGUGUGAAGACUUUAGGAUUUCACAUUCCCUCCAAACAACUAGAUAUACAAGACCCUUGCUUUUAUAGAGACGUUUUAGUGGUACACAGAUUCCUUCCGGCUCACAUGUUUCUCAUGUGGCGCAGAAUACAAGACCCUAACCUGAGAUGUGGUCCCUCCAAGAAAAGGUUUUGGCAGCACAAAAAUUUGACCUUGAGGUGGUGAUGAAGCUUGAUGAUACUUUGCUUCGUGUUCCUUCUCUUCUACAUUGUGAGAGCAAUUCAUUUGUUGACUGUGAUAAGAUUUGAUGACUCUCAGUGGCCAGCUUAUUGCAGCAGCCAAACUCAGGCAAUCUAAUAAAACAACAACAAACCUACCAUUAAGUGACAGCUUAAGACGACUUUGUGUUUGUCGACACUUUCAGAGCAGUUGAUUCGUCUCUAUUUCCUUUCAUUGUUUGUGGCGGCUGUUGUUUUGGGCCACAUCACACUGAAAUGUUUUUAUAGAGUAAUAUUCUGAUGAUCUCAUGAAGUGAAUUAGAGACACAGGAAGCACCACUGCAGUCCACACAUUGCAGUGUUAAAGUGUGUGGGCAACCAGUAACAUACACCUGUAAUUAAAGUGUAGUUGCAGGUUAUGUGAACCGUAAAAUAAAGCGGUUCUUAGCUCCCUGCAUAGAAUCACAAUCGUCCAAAGUAUUGGAUUAGGGGGUAGCAGUAUAGACUAUUUAAAUAUUUAUGUCAUCGUGUUAUCAGAAUGUCUUUUUGCUUUUCGUGUGACAUUAACACUAUAUUGUUUUUCUUGUUAUUGUUUGUUUGUGAACAACAUGUCAGGUGACAUAGUAGUCAUAAGCUGGAUGUGACAUUGCACAUACUUCCAUGCACCAGAGGUUAAGAAAUAUGUUAAAAAUCAGUCUAGAGGUUUGGGGGAUUUUCCUUUAGUUGUCUGCACUGUUUGAUCAAAUCACAACUAAGUUGAAUUUUUUACUAAAUUUUACUGAAUUAUGCUAAAUAAAUAAAUUAAAUAAAAACCCCCACAAUAUUUAGAAUUUUUUUCGAACUCGAAUUUUGAUUUUUUUAUUUUAUUUAUUUGUGUUUAUAAUCAAGUUUUCAGGGAUUUUAAAGGCUUUAUCAUGAGGUUAAUUGCAUUUUCUUUUCUUUCUGUUGCACUUUGGGCAAUUUUAUCUUUAAAUAUACUCUUAUAUAUAAACAGACUUGUCUUAAACUGUGAAAUAUUUGUUGAAAAUUGUGUCUUUUUCAUGCAGUAGAUAGCAGAAACAAUAUUCUUUCAGAUUUGUAAGAAAAAUAAAUAUAAAACAAGAAACUAAGAAAGAUAGAGGAAUGAACUUAUCAAAGGCUUUUCUAAUCAGCUUCUUACUGACGGCAUAUCGUGACUCACACAGUCCUGGAGAAACAGGUUUGAAUGAUAAAAUCAAAUCAGUUUAGAGAGACAAUAAGUACUUGAGGAUAAAGAUCUGAAACGUUUUCUUAUACUUUAAAGAUAUUUUUGUGUUCAAUUUAGUUUGUAUUACAAGAUUUUGUUUAGGUUUUUACUUGAAUCUAAAAGGAUGACCAGGACCCAGGGGCAAAGCACACUGGUCUGGAACACAUUUUUUUAAUUUAAAAAAGUGUUUGAGUAUCUGCUGACAUACACAUACUGUACAGCUACACAGUGCAUGUUUGGGUAAAUAAAAAACAUUUGUAAAAUGUCUCAUCUCAAAAUGCAAAAUAUUCUGAUUUGUAUUGUACAGAUAAUAAAUACUUUUUGUGAUAAAACUAGACAAUAGAGGACAUGCAGUCCACUGUGUGUUGUUCAGGUUUCAUCCCACAGUUAUUGACACUUACUGUAAAAUGUGACUGCUCAAACCAAUUUCCCUUAAUGCCAUGCUUCGAGUCUGACAAUAGAAACACAGCCCGUUGUGUUCUUUAUUGUUUCUUUGGAUCCUCGUUAGUUGUUGCCUUGGCAAUUAAUCUUUCAGGCACCCAUACAAUAAAACACGGUGUACAGUAUUUUGAAUGCUCAGCGGCAGCUGAUUGAGCUGGAAGGGAAAGACGGAGAAAGAGAAAGAGAAAAAGACAGAGAGAACAAUAGGAGAAAAAAUGUAACUAAAUGAACACAGUGUACCGACUGGGCCUCCUCAAUAACUACUCAGCCUUUUUUUUUUUGAACAUUUUUGUUGACAGCCUGGGUGAGACAACACAGUGAGUGAAGUGAGAAGACCUGCGUCCUUGUGUUGUCUCUUCCUGUGACAUUUGGCCAGUGAAAAUGCAAAUUGCAGCAGUCUACAAACUUCUUAAACUUUUGGAACUUUUCACCAUUGUGAACUUUUGUCUGUGAUUAGGUUUUUAAAAAAUGGUAAAAAUGUAACCAUUUGUCAAAAACCAAGGUUAUGACGUGUAACAUUUAAGUCUGACAUGUGAGCCUAUGGCUAUGUGAUUAGAUCUCACACGCUUGUAAUGUGAACAAACUGGCUUUUCAUGGCAUUUCCAUGGAAUUCACUUCCUCUUCAUGCUCAGUGUGUUUUGUACGAUACCCACGCUACAAAUGGUGCAUAUCUCUGAAGUGCAGGCUUUUGAAUGUCAUCCAGAAAUAACAAUCAGUCAAUGGACAUAUUAGAUGUGAUAUGUCACAUGAGAUCUGACACAAUGGCUACACUGUAAUGUAAAAAUUGUAAACUUGAGUAAGUUAUUCAGUAUGGAUGUAAAUGCUACAAUUGCCCAGUGUUAUGUGAUCCAGUACAGCAGCUCUACAGUGAAUUCUGCCUUUAUGAAGCUUUUCACUUUGACAUUAAAGAGUUUUUUGUAAACUUUAACAGUUUUUUCUCACUUUCCUACAAUAUUCGAACGUUGCUGUUUAACAGAAUGCAAAGGUACGUCUCAUCCAAUUUAAGAUCAUACAUCAUUUCUGCUUGACUCCUCCAGACUGUUUAGAAUUGGGUUAAUAUACAUGUCAAAUUAUCAGGGAUGCAAGACAGAGGAAGGUCAUCUCAUUCGUGUUUUAUGGUCUCUCCUGCAGAAAAACAAAUUUUGUUCAGUUUAAGAUUUAAGCUGGUAAGAUUUAAGAUAAGAUGAUGGAUCAGUUUGAAGAUUUGCGGACAAACAUGUUAGAAGUUACAUCCAAGUUACUGUAAUGACAGGUGGACAGAUACUCUGAGAUGACUAGAGCAGGAGCAUUUGGAAAGAAGUCCUA
This is a messenger RNA of Scatophagus argus, 7426 nucleotides long. Its product is annotated as N-acetyllactosaminide beta-1,3-N-acetylglucosaminyltransferase 3-like. The transcript is spliced from 3 exons. The record is from RefSeq and is a predicted model, not a curated record. Gene Ontology annotation, cellular component: membrane. NCBI's taxonomy places the organism in Eukaryota, Metazoa, Chordata, Actinopteri, Scatophagidae. The coding region runs from base 3284 to 4462 and encodes 392 amino acids. Gene Ontology annotation, molecular function: hexosyltransferase activity.